Messenger RNA from Solenopsis invicta (red fire ant), 2520 nucleotides. Its product is annotated as fatty acyl-CoA reductase 1-like. The record is from RefSeq and is a predicted model, not a curated record. Gene Ontology annotation, biological process: long-chain fatty-acyl-CoA metabolic process. The transcript has 9 exons. Gene Ontology annotation, cellular component: peroxisome. Gene Ontology annotation, molecular function: alcohol-forming very long-chain fatty acyl-CoA reductase (NADP+) activity. Lineage: Eukaryota; Metazoa; Arthropoda; Insecta; Hymenoptera; Formicidae. The coding region runs from base 811 to 2274 and encodes 487 amino acids.
GUUCAUGCGUGUAGUAAUGAUAUAGUAGUAUGUAAGGCAUAUACUUUAAUUCUAGAAUAGGAUUUCCUAAUCUGCAAAAGAAAUAUAAGCGAAAAGUUGUUACAAAAUUAUCAUAUUUUAUCGUUAAAACACAACUAACUUCUGGAUCCUUUUAAAAAAAAUAUUGCAAACGCUAGUAACCAGCCCAUACCAUUGUUAUUAGCAGCUUGGAGGAACUUGUAAAUACAUAGAAGUAAUUGGUCAAUACUGGCUUAUUUCUCCUAAAGCACUGCCUCCUCAGAAUAUUGCAUAAAUUGCUAAACUUUGUAUGAAUUGUUAUGUAUAUGAACUCCUUUUUAUUGGCAUUUCCUGUUGUACUUGGAAACACAAAAUAAAUUCUUUCGUAAUACUUUCUGAGGAUUAAAAGAAAUUCAUUGAUUUUAGCUGAACUGAAUAUAAACCUUUUAAGAACUCUUGGUUCCAGUCGGAUAUAAAUUAUACAGUUUUAACUCGUAUAAGAAAGCAUAUUUUUGCAUAUAUUGCUUAUACUUUCAACUUUACAUUGCAUUUUGUAGUUGCAUUAUCAUUUCCUGUUUCUUAAAGUUGUUCCAACAUAUUUCAUUGCCUUAUUACAAAGUAUUAUAAAAAAAUUUAUGCAUAAGUAGCGAUCGUAUUUAAGUACUAUUAAAAUAUUUACUCAAACACCGUCGAUGUCUUAUAUUGGUGUAACAAAGUAAUAACGAUUCCAAACGUUUCAAUCUUACUUCUUGGGUUGCAUUGUUGGAUUUAUAUUGUUUACGUUAGUUUUAUGUUUGAAAAAUAAUAAAUAAAAUGACGAUUGAUCCAGCCACAUCGAUUCCUGCAUUUUUUGCUGGACAAAGUAUAUUUUUGACGGGUGCGACAGGAUUUUUAGGUAAAACCUUUAUUGAAAAGAUAUUACGGUCUUGUCCAGAUGUUCGUGAAAUAUUCCUCUUGAUACGUCCAAAGAAAGGACUCAGUGUUAACCAAAGACUCGAAACAAUGUUAAAAUUACCGGUAUUUGACAAAUUACAUGAAAAACGACCAUCGAGUUUCGAGAAAAUAAUUCCAAUCUCUGGCAAUACUACCGAGAAAGUAUUAGGUUUAGCGGAUGUAGAUAAGCAAAUGCUAAUUGAAAGAGUGACUAUAAUAAUACAUUUAGCGGCGAGUGUAAAAUUUAACAACAGUUUAAAAUAUGCCAUAUUUUCUAAUACUAGAGCAACGAGAGACAUCUGUAUUUUAGCACAAAACAUGAAGAGUAUAAUAGCAUUAGUGUAUGUUAGUACAGCAUUCACAAAUAUACAAGAACCAUUCAUAGAAGAAAAAGUAUAUCCACCAAUAUUUAAUUGGAAAAAGGUGAUCAAAAUGGCCGAGUCAUUGGAGGAUGAUGAGCAUAUUUUAAAUGUAUUUACGGCUAAGUUUUUGGAUUCUGCUCCCAAUACGUAUAUUUUCUCGAAAAAUCUAGCGGAAAAUAUAAUACAAGAGUAUUCUUCCUCCUUGCCUUGUGCGAUUGUAAGACCUUCUGCAGUAUUUCCAUCCAUGACAGAACCAAUGCCAGGAUGGAUAGAUAACAUUUAUGGUCCAAUCGGUCUUUAUAUUGGUGCUGGAAAAGGAAUAAUACAUAUAGGUUACAUAGAUAAACAUGUUUCUGGAAAAAUGGUACCAGUAGACAUUGUCAUUAAAGCUAUACUAGUCGUAUGUUGGAAGAUUGGAUUAACCACGUCUACGGCAGAUUCCACUUUAUUUGUUUUAAAUUGUGCUCAUCAGAACAGUUUAACACUUGAAGAUGAUAUAAGGAUAUUUUGGAAUAUUCUUAAAAAUGAAGUGCCUUACGAAGGGAAGAUUUGGAGAGCUCAUGAAUGGAUGACUGAUAAUUAUACUUUGUUUUAUAUAGUAUCAAUGCUAUUUCAUAUUUUUCCAGCUGUGCUAAUAGAUUUGGCUUUAAAAUGCUUUGGACGUCGACCAAUGUUACUACAACUUCAAAGAAGACUAUAUGUGGCCAACCUUGCGCUGUUCCACUUUUGCUCUAAUGACUGGAAAUUCGGCAAUACAAAUAAGUCACUUCUAAUAUCAACAAUACCGCCUGAAGAUCAGGAUGCGUUUUCUUUUGAUUAUUCCAAUUGCGAUAUUAGAGAGUAUUACAAGAAUUGUGUAAUUGGUAGCAAAAAAUAUAUUCUUCACGAGAAAAUGGACAUAAAUCAAUUACAUGAACUCAUCCUACAUAAUAAAAGAUGUCGGAUUCUACUGAUUACCCAGCAAACACCAAGCAACAAUUAAAUAAAUGUUAGUUAUAAUUUUCCACUCAACAUCGUUAUUGUUAUAUUACGGCCCAGAUAACAAAAUGCCCGCUCAAUGAUCACAGUGCGCAUAAGUACUCGCACGCGCGUGACUCUCGUAACGCACGCAAAUGUGUCCUCAUUUGUAAUAAAAAUUUUUUUUUAAUUAAUAAUAAUUAAUAAUAAAAAAAAACUUUUUUUAAUAUUGUUAUAAAGUACUCUUUGAGCCAUGCAACUUUUAUUUAGA